Messenger RNA from Ornithorhynchus anatinus (platypus), 1002 nucleotides. Its product is annotated as vomeronasal 1 receptor ornAnaV1R3066. Bases 1 to 1002 code for a protein of 333 amino acids. The record is from RefSeq and is marked inferred. The transcript has a single exon. Lineage: Eukaryota; Metazoa; Chordata; Mammalia; Monotremata; Ornithorhynchidae. Gene Ontology annotation, molecular function: pheromone receptor activity. Gene Ontology annotation, biological process: G protein-coupled receptor signaling pathway. Gene Ontology annotation, cellular component: membrane.
AUGCUUGUGAGUGACCUAGUCUUGGGGAUUUUCUCCCUCUCUCAGGCUAGUCUUGGACUCCUGGGGAACUCAACAUUGUUCCUGGUGUAUGCUGGUGUCUUUUUCUCUCAGGCCCAUUCAAGGAAGCCCACAGACCUGAUCCUUGCCCACCUGACUAUGGCCAACACGAUAACACUUCUCACCCAAGGAGUUCCAGCUAUGAUAAUGAUUUGGGGGCAGGAGAGCACCUCAGAUUCUGUUAGCUGCCGAAUCAUUAUCUAUAUCAGGAGAGUGUCCCGGGGUCUUUCCAUCUGUACAACGUGUCUUCUGAGCGUGUUCCAGGCCAUCACCAUCAGUCCCAGCACCUCCAGCUUGGCCCCGUAUAAGCAGAAAGCACCCAAGUACAUUCUCUAUUCCUUCUUCUUUUUCUGGAUCCUCAACUCUUCAAUGUAUAUCAAUAUACUAGCAACCACUGAAACCAUCAAACAUGUCAAUAACACAGUUAGUAGCUACGACAUAAGAUAUGGUGCUAAUAUCUUCUGGAUGAACUUUAUAAAUGAUGUUGCAUUUCUAAGUACGAUAACUUUCCGAGACGUCUUCUUUGUGUUCCUCAUGACGUGGUCCAGUGGCUACAUGGUGAUGGUGUUACACCGACACCGUAAACAAGUCCAGCACAUCCACAGCACCAGCCUCUCCCCCACAUCCUCCGUAGAGACCAGAGUGACCCACACCAUCCUGCUCCUGGUCACCUGCUUUGUUGUCUUUUACUGCAUCAACUGCACCAUUAACCUGUUUCUAACCUUUGUAGAGGAGGAAGAUUAUUUCAGGCUGAAUGAUACCAAAGCAUUUCUGGCUAUAUGUUACCCCUCCCUCUGCCCUUUGGUGCUAAUUAACAGUGAUCGUCGGGUCCCUAGGCCCCAUUGUGUUCUCAAGAGAGUGAUAGGUCCCUCUCCUCCCUUGGACUUCAGUGAAAGAGAACAGGUCAGCUCCAUAAAAUGUUCUUUGCCCACGGCUCGUCUUUGA